GUGAUACUUUACAUAGUUAACAUUUUUCUCUACUGUUUUGAUUGUUAGUCGCAGUCGCAUUUUGAGGAGCACUUUUUGUUUGGGCUUUCAUUUUAUCCUAACUAAACGUAGCCGUAACUUAACAUUAAACAAAUAACAAUUAGUUUACUAGUAGUAUAAAGGAUUGAUAUGUCCAAAGUUCCAAGAAAUUUCAAACUCUUGGAGGAGUUGGAGAAAGGUGAGAAAGGUUUGGGAGCUGAAUCUAUUUCAUAUGGAUUAGCUAAUCAAGAAGAUAUAACCAUGACUUAUUGGAAUGGAACUAUAUUGGGUCCACCACAUUCCAAUCAUGAAAAUAGAAUUUAUUCAUUAACUAUUGUUUGUGAUGAAACUUAUCCUGAUAAACCACCUAAAGUUAGAUUUAUUACUAAGAUUAAUUUACCUUGUGUAGAUUCUCAAGGUAAUGUAAUAGUAUCUAAUUUUGAAACUUUAAAGAAUUGGAAGAGAUCAUAUACAAUGGAAACUGUUUUAUUGGAACUAAGGAAGACUAUGGCUUUGGCCGCAAAUAAGAAGUUACCACAACCAGUAGAGAACUCCACCUAUUAAGAGGAUAAAGAAUUUAUUAAAGCCAUAUAAGUAAUUAUUUCAUGAUAUUACUAUAUUCGGCUUACCAAUGAAGGUAGAGACAAAUAUUAAUUGGCUUCUUAUAUCUUGCAUGUCUACGAUUGAUCUCAUCUCUUUAAUUUAAUUUAAUUUAAUUUAUUAUAUAAUAAUAAUAUAUACAUUAUACAGUAA
Messenger RNA from Scheffersomyces amazonensis, 771 nucleotides. RefSeq names its product E2 ubiquitin-conjugating protein. Gene Ontology annotation, biological process: protein K63-linked ubiquitination; DNA damage tolerance. The transcript is spliced from 2 exons. The record is from RefSeq and is a predicted model, not a curated record. The coding region runs from base 169 to 582 and encodes 137 amino acids. Gene Ontology annotation, cellular component: nucleus. NCBI's taxonomy places the organism in Eukaryota, Fungi, Ascomycota, Pichiomycetes, Serinales, Debaryomycetaceae.